ACAAGUUCAAAGAUGGCGGAUGGUGGAGAGGAUCUAAUUUUGUUUGGCGAUAAUUUUGAGGCAAUUUUAGACAUCUUUGAUGAAGAUGAAGUACUACAGGAACAGUUUUCAACUGCUGCAAGUGAAGUCCAAUCAACCGAGAUUGUUUGCAGCGAGUGUGGGAAAAAAUACAAAACAAGAGGAGGAUAUCAAAGGCAUCGAGCUGCCAAGCACAAUCCAAAUCGGAACGAGCAUCGUUUGACUUUGACUGCUAGUAUUCUAGCUGAGAUUGUACGCAAUGCAUUAAAGAACAUUUAUGAAAGGGAAGUUUUUGCAGAAGAUCUAAGGAAGGAGUUAAAACAGUACGAGUAUCAAGUGCUUGAAGAAGGAACUCAAGAAUUCUCUGUAAUGAAGGCAUUAUUUGAAGGCUAUUCAAAAAAUGGGAAUGCCGAGAAAUUCUAUGGCAACUAUUAUGCUCAAGUACCAUUGAAGUCUCCAAUGUUUUUCAAAGGACUAUCUCGUAAUGCUGCAACACUGCUUGCAAGCAAGGUAGCUGAUUUUAUCCUGUCCUACUGCAAGGGCAUUAAGUCUUCUUCUGACAGUAACCCACCUUCAUCCCAAACUGUAUUGUCAGAAAAACAAGAAGCUGGUCUUCAGUAUGUUGGUGGAUAUGUCUUGCAUAACUUGCAUAAAAAGUAUGCAAGAAACAAUACAGCAGAAAACCAACAGGCAAGGGCAAUAUUGAAAGCUGGUAAA
Messenger RNA from Stylophora pistillata, 735 nucleotides. RefSeq lists its product as uncharacterized. The record is from RefSeq and is a predicted model, not a curated record. Lineage: Eukaryota; Metazoa; Cnidaria; Anthozoa; Scleractinia; Pocilloporidae.